AUGAGCCUCCGUCUACCUCUUUGGGGAGGCAAAUUCGCCACCAUCAUCAGCGCCUACGCUCCGAUGGAGACGAACCCCGACGCCGUCAGAGACAAAUUCUACAAGUGCCUGCACGCCUUCUUGGCGACUGUGUCGAAGGCGGACAAGUUGAUUGUCCUUGGCGACUUCAAUGCCCGCGUCGGCACAGGCCAUACUGCCUGGAAAGGAGUGCUGGGUCCCCACGGUCUCCGCGGCUCAAACGACAAUGGUCUGCUGCUUCUCCGCACCUGCGCAGAACACCGCCUAAUCCUGACGAACACCUUCAUCUGUCUGCCGGAGCGAGAGAAGGCCACCUGGAGGCAUCCUCGGUCGCGCCAGUGGCACCUGCUGGACUAUGUCCUCGUCCGGAGGCGAGAUCAGCGGGACGUGCUGGUGACGAAGGCGAUCGCGGGCGCUGACGGGUGGACCGACCAUCGCCUCGUCAUCUCGAAGAUGCGUAUUCACCUACAGCCUCGCAGGAGACCACAAAGUAUGCGAUCCCCAGGUAAGCUGAAUGUUGCCUUGUUGUCUUUGCCCGCUCACCAUCUUCAUCUCAGCAAUGAGCUGGCUCAAAGGCUGGACAACUUUCCUAUCGCCGCCGACGCCGCCGCUGCCGAGAACGCCUCCGUGGAGAACCGCUGGUGUCAACUGCGUGACACAGUCCAGUCGACGGCGCUCGCCGUCCUCGGUCGCGCUCCCCGUCAACACCAGGACUGGUUCGACGACAACGACGCCGCCAUCAGAAAUCUGCUCGCUGAGAAGAACCGCCUACACAAAGCCUACGUAGAUCACCCCCCAGAGGACAAAAAAGCUGCCUUCUACCGCAGUCGCCGCCGCCUUUAG
Molecule: messenger RNA, 861 nt
Organism: Spirometra erinaceieuropaei
Lineage: Eukaryota; Metazoa; Platyhelminthes; Cestoda; Diphyllobothriidea; Diphyllobothriidae
Source: the annotation of a GenBank genome assembly